Messenger RNA from Patiria miniata (bat star), 2365 nucleotides. RefSeq names its product neurotrophin-3-like. Bases 894 to 1883 code for a protein of 329 amino acids. NCBI's taxonomy places the organism in Eukaryota, Metazoa, Echinodermata, Asteroidea, Valvatida, Asterinidae. The transcript has 2 exons. Gene Ontology annotation, biological process: nerve growth factor signaling pathway; regulation of neuron differentiation; negative regulation of neuron apoptotic process. Gene Ontology annotation, molecular function: growth factor activity; nerve growth factor receptor binding. The record is from RefSeq and is a predicted model, not a curated record.
AGAAUAGUCCGCAGCAGGGUUCCCCUUGCCGUGUGUAGUCCCAGGACCUUCGACUAAGCGCUGUCAAUCGCAGGCUGUCCUUGUCAGGCAUUUAGCUUCUGUUGUUGGUGGCCAGCAAACGGCUUCUGAAAUACUCUCGUGACAAUACGCAAGUAGCUGGAAACCGGUGGAGCGGAGAAUGGACCCAAACCAGCAUUAAAACUGUAGUUUGUAGAUAGGCGGUGAGACAUAAACGAUGCCAUCUCGAGAUCGACACACCACUUCAAUUCACAACAUCGGGGAAAAAUCUGGGGGAAUCUGUACCGGAUAAAACAGUCACGCUGUAGGCUCGCGGUCUUAAUAAACACGUGCUGAGCCUCUUGCUAAACUAAUUUACGAUGAGAAUUCCUGGGAUAACGACUGGAUGGACUCGUGCCCGGCGCAGCUCGCCACGCUCACCGGCGCUGGUCUGAGAAAUACAUCAGCUCAGUCAGAGAGGAAGAGGGACAGGGAAAGAGAAGGAUUGCAGAUAUCUGAAAUAUUCCUAGCGUACUGGCGCGUGUGUUGCAGCAGACAUCGGGAGGCUUGUACUUUGGCAGACAUCACUCACGGGCCGGCUCAUAAAACUAUAGACCUCUCCUUCGCACGCAGGAGACCCCAGUGUAUGUAAGUUGAAGGAUUGAUACUGGUGGAGCUACAGCACAACACGUAUACGUACGGCUGUGUGGUGAGCAUCCCUCCGUUGGCCAUUCAGAUAUUCGCUCCCUGUCACUCAUCCUGCAAACAUUUUUUUGUCGCCGAAGCUUGGAAUGUAGGAAAAGCGUGUGUUCAAUUCCUCUUUGACAGCCAGCAUGCGGCCGAUGAGCUUCCAGAUCGGUUUGGAUCGGAUGUAGUGAUAAUUAUUUGAGUAUAACAUGCCGCCUUCCGUAAUGGACAAUCUGGAAUAUGCACCGCUUUGGACUAUGGAGCGCAGAGGACCCGCGGUUAUCUGUGGGGCGUCAAGUCGACGAAAAAAUCGCUCUGGUGACCUGGUGUGCAUUCGACGCCUUCUAGCUCUAGCUAUCUUCUUAUUACCCUGGGCCAUCUGCAACGCAGCACCUUACCAACUAACAGACCACAAACACGGCCAUUGGCCCAACGACACAAUGACAGGCACGUCAUCGAUGACGCGUAAAAAACACAACUCUCACGUGGAGGGCAAGGAUCGCAACUGCAAACACGACCACGGCUCCAACAGCCGCCGGCAUCACCGCGACCGUCACCGCAACAACCCACACCGCCACCGGAGCAGAGACAACGAGGUGGUCCCCCUGAGGUCCACCGACGACAUCCUGAACGAAAUACCGACCUACGUGUCGGACUUGGUGGUCUUUUCCCCGGUCAAACCCGCCAACCCGCCCUGGUCCCCGGAGGCGGUCCGUGGCGCGGAGACAACAAACGAGGUGACGGAGCGGCACGUCCGCGACAAACGUAGCACCACGCAAGGCGAACCCUACCGGGCCGUCUGCGAACCGGACUCCAACUGGAUGGAGAAAACCUGGGCCUACGACAUCUUGGGCAACAACGUAACAGUCGUCAACGAGAUCACCACUUCAGACGGCACGCAGAUGAAACAGUGGUUUUUCCAAACGACUUGCAAGAGAACUCAGGGCGCGCCCACGACGCCCCAGACCUGCGCGGGCAUCGACUCGCGAAUGUACGAGUCUGAGUGCGAGGAGAAACGGUCCUUCGUGUACGCCGUGGUACGCACAGCGCGAGGUGAGCAAGGCUGGAAUUGGGUGACCAUCAGCACAUCCUGUAACUGUGCUUUCAGACCAGUAAGGAAUCCGAGUCGGCGGGCCUGGCCCCCAGCCUAUUCCUCCAUAGACGCUCAGACACAACCGACAAUACUCAGAGAACGAUGAAAACGUCAACUCGUCAAACUUUUCAACGACAGCGGAGGACAGGCAUAAGUAUAGUACGGGCAUUUCAAGCGAACGGUUUUGUCAGAAUGGAAAGUAUUUUUGUAAAAGACCCACACUUAUGAAAUGUUUGAGAAUUACUGAUGUCCAAGGAAAGUUUCCCUCAAAGAGUUUUUGACUUAAGCGCGAGCCACUUGACUGAAGUUAUUCGAAAAGUAUCCUUCAAUAGAACUAGGUGUGUACUUGGCCAAAGGGUAAUUUCGGUGAGUCAGUCUGGUACUUAAGUUUGAAAGGUCAUUUCCAAAAAGUCGGAAUAAGAGACCGAUUCGGCUGUCAGUAUUACGAUGACGUCACCUAAGUCAACUGGAUCAAGAGAUCAUGAGUGAUCGGUCUGCCAAGUCCAAGAGGGCGUGCAUUUCAGGUUCAGUCAGCCUUUUAUUGUGUAUUGAUUGACAACUGCUCACUAGGCUUAUACACCCCCCCCC